This is a messenger RNA of Neoarius graeffei (lesser salmon catfish), 5000 nucleotides long. RefSeq names its product serine/threonine kinase 24a (STE20 homolog, yeast) (gene stk24a). The transcript has 11 exons. NCBI's taxonomy places the organism in Eukaryota, Metazoa, Chordata, Actinopteri, Siluriformes, Ariidae. The coding region runs from base 779 to 2083 and encodes 434 amino acids. The record is from RefSeq and is a predicted model, not a curated record. Gene Ontology annotation, molecular function: ATP binding; protein kinase activity. Gene Ontology annotation, biological process: protein phosphorylation.
CAAUAUGGCGGAAGGCUACGGCGGAAAAUGAGGAGGACGAGAUUAGAUCAGUGGAGUUGAGUGGAUUUGGGGGAAAUUUUUGCGUUCUUUUAGCCAUUUUAAACCUGGACACUAAGUUAUCGUUUGUUCGCCUUUGGAGUGCGUAUAUUAAAACGAGCCGUGUGAUAUUAGCAGCUGUUCGAAGCGGAAGUUGAAAGUUAGCUAACUAGCCUGCUGUCCGUCCACCGAACUUGUGCGGCAGUUGGUAAUAAAAACACCAGCGCGGUUCUGUCCAGUGCAGCGGCUGGGACGGUUUAUCGCACUUCAGCACUGUUAGUCGUGUGAGGGGUUGUGUUAUUGAGUGAAGCAGUGCUGAAGAGAGUUAUUAUGGCUGUUGGAGCGGUCGAGGUGUAAUUUCUCCAUCGAGCUUAGCUCGGCUGCUAACAGAGCGAGUCGCACAGCAGCGGAGUCACCGCCUGCGUUUAUUCUCUGCCAGAAAUCUUUCACUAGUUUUUGCUCCUCACUGCAAUAUUUCCUUGAGUUGCCGUCAUAAUAGCAGCAACAACAAACCUGGCCGUUUAGCUAAGCUAGCUAGCCAUCCUUUAACCAGACGCCAAGUUAAACCAAGGACGGGUUUAGUUUUAUAAUCUUGGCCAUUGUUGGACUGUUUAAUUUGGCUUUUUGUGUUAUGGUUCACCCAGCAAGCUGAUCGAACCCCAGGGCUGGUUGCAGCGUCCGCUUGGAGUUUUUAAUUUUUACUUUUGUUUUUGGCCGAGAGACUUUGUCUGAAAGAGAAGCCAUGGCUCAUCACUCUCCUGUCCAGAGAGGGCUUCCAGGCAUACAGAAUAUUAAAACCGACCCAGAAGAGCUGUUCACCAAGCUGGAGAAGAUCGGGAAAGGCUCGUUUGGAGAGGUGUUUAAAGGGAUAGACAAUCGUACGCAGAAGGUCGUGGCCAUUAAGAUCAUUGAUCUGGAGGAAGCAGAAGAUGAGAUCGAGGACAUUCAGCAGGAGAUCACAGUGCUGAGCCAAUGUGACAGUCCCUUCGUCACAAAGUAUUAUGGGUCAUAUCUGAAGGGCACAAAGUUAUGGAUAAUAAUGGAGUAUUUAGGAGGAGGAUCAGCAUUAGAUUUGCUGGAGCCAGGGCCACUGGACGAGUCCCAGAUUGCUACUAUACUGAGAGAAAUUCUCAAGGGGCUUGAGUACUUGCAUUCAGAAAAGAAAAUUCACAGAGACAUUAAAGCUGCUAAUGUGCUGCUGUCAGAGCAGGGUGAUGUGAAGCUGGCUGACUUUGGCGUGGCAGGCCAGCUUACAGACACUCAGAUCAAGAGGAACACGUUUGUGGGCACUCCAUUCUGGAUGGCACCCGAGGUCAUAAAACAGUCCGCCUACGAUUCAAAGGCAGAUAUCUGGUCGUUGGGUAUAACUGCGAUAGAGUUGGCCAAGGGAGAGCCGCCCCACUCUGAACUCCACCCCAUGAAGGUUUUAUUCCUCAUCCCAAAGAACAACCCGCCAACUCUGGAGGGAAGCUACAGCAAACCACUGAAAGAGUUUGUAGAAGCCUGUCUCAACAAGGAGCCAAGCUUUAGACCUACAGCCAAAGAGCUGCUGAAACAUAAGCUUAUUGUACGUUACGCUAAAAAGACCUCGUACCUCACGGAGCUCAUUGACCGGUACAAGAGGUGGAAGUCUGAGCAGAGUCGAGAUGAUUCCAGCUCUGACGAGUCUGACUCGGAACAGGAUGAACAGUCCCCAGGUGGGAGCGACUCGGGAAACGAUGAUUGGAUUUUUACCAUCAGAGAAAAAGACCCCAAAAAAAUCCAAAAUGGAAUUAUGCAGGAGUCGGAGCUGGACCGCAGCGAGGUGAAGGUACAGAGCAGUGCGCAAAGGCCUUUGUCCCAGAGCUUGUCGACUAUUAUAUCGCCACUGUUUGCAGAACUGAAGCAAAAGGGUGAGGCGAGUAAUGGAAAGCCAGAGGCAGUAGAGGAGCUCAGGGAGGCCAUAUUCCUGGCAGAAGAGGCAUGCCCAGGCAUCUCAGACUCCCUGGUCACAGAGCUGGUACAGAGACUGCAGAGGUUUGCAGUUCCCCGGGCCUCAUCUCACUGACUGCUUGCUGUGGAUUCUCCUCUCUCUGCCUCCUAGUGCAGCGCCUCUCACUCACUCCGCCUAUACCUGGCACUUUUUUUUUUCCUUUUUUUUUUUUUUUUUAAAUGCAUAUCAGGUGAAUGAGUAGUGUUGUGGAGGCCUGGCUGGGCUUCGGCUCAGAGUCCCACACCCCUUCUGAGAGCAGUGCACCUUAUUUAGCACACAUUGGGGCACAGCAGCAGGUGGUUGCACCAGCUGUGCGCAGGUUCUUUCCAAACUGCAUGCGUAAAGCAAUUUGUGUCUGAACGACACAGUUUUAUUCUUUAACUGUCUAGCAAGUGCAGAUUCAGUUGCAACUUGAAAACUAAAUCAUGUCAUUUACACAGAUUCGUUAAUCACCCUCUAGCCAAAAGAGAUGGCUAGUUAACAUUUCAGUAGGGAAAGUCAUUCAGUUUGGUUAGAAAUGCAAGGAGCGGUCGUGUUAUGGUAGGUGUACAUGAGUAUUUUUAUUAUCAUUUUUAUUUCUGUGUUUAUGUUCAGUAGUUAUCAGCUGGCCAGUUUUAGGUAAUACCCUGUUUUACACUUGUCCCUUCGCUCGUGUAAGUCUUGCACUAUGGUGCAUUUAAUACAAGCUCUGUAAAGUAGGCAGUCAGUUUCGUUAGAACUUGGUUGGAUAGUUGGUGCAAACCAGUCAUUGAAUGUGCAGUAUGAGAGAGACCCAGUGCUGUCGGGUCCCAGCAGUGAAGUUGUGAUGAUCCUUCUCCCCCUCCCCCCCCUUUCUUUUUUCUUUUCUUUUAACUCUGGUAUUCUGUUCUCAGUAACUGGAGUCUUCUGAGAGACAGACUGAGUGUGUUCAGCUGUGUGUGUGUGUGUAUAUAGACUUAGAAACGUCAUGGAGGUACGCUAAUGAAAACACUGUGUUAAAAAUGGCCAACUGCUCCUGUAGAUACUGUUCAUGAAGGUAUAUAUGUAAACUGGCCAUCACUGAGAUUGCCUUGUCUUUUAGUUGGCUUUUUUUUUUAAAUCGUUUAAUGAAAUUUUUUUUCAUGUUUCAUUGAAAUGAACGCUGCCAUUGGACCCAUUAUCGCGUAUUUUUGUUGUUCUUUACUUUCACAGUGCCAUUGAUGCUCUCCUUUUGGUUUCCGCCUACCAUCAGUUCUCGAGUCCAACACUUAGACAAUAUAUUUAUAAAAGUUCCAAGCCCAUUUCUUUCUAGUCAUUUCAGUCAUGGAAAAAUAAUGCUGUAUGAUAUAUAUAUAUAUUUUUUCUUCUUUAAAAGCUCCAGACUAUUUCACCAAACUCAAGUUCUUUUGAUUUGCUGUAAACUUGUCGUAUGCCGCUAAAUCCUCAUGUCUUCCUGGAAAUUGAAAUGGUACGCAGCGUACCGACAGCUUGAAUUGCACUUAGAUAACUGCCUUCUUAUGAUACAUGAAUUAGCCAUAAGACAUAAGCAUGAGACUUGUACAGUGCAUUUCACCUUCAUACAUAUAGGACUGCUGAUGUGAUCACUAUCAUUUGAAGUCUAGCGUGUUAAUGCACAGCUCACUUUGGUGCAUUUUAAAUCCGUUCAUUGCUCACGUGCAUUUAGUGUCCAUAGUGAAAAGCUAGCAUCAACGAACGUGUCGUGGUAGAACUGUGCUUGAGCUAACACUCAAUCUUGUUUUCACUUGUAACUGGCCAAUGAUGCAUUUAUCCACAAGUUUUUAAAAUAUUAAUCCUGUCAAGCUUUUAUUAAAGCUGUAGCUUAAAAAUAGCAUGGGAAUCUGAGUCUAAGGCAAUUCUAGAUGAAGCUCUUUAAUAAUUUUUGGGGACAUGGAUGCUAUCACAAGCAUGAUGCAUGUGUGUGAAAUCCAGCUGUUCAAAUUCAUUUUAAAAGGCUUUAUGCUAACAUUAACUAAAAUUUGAAUUUUGGCACAUGCACACUUUGUGUUAUAAAUAGUUUGGGAAAUGUAAAGCUGUUCUUCAGGAGUGGAAAUUCUAAUGAGUUUCUUCUACUCAGCUGUAAUGUCUGAGCAAGUUGGACACUGGGAUUUCGAAAGAGAUGGAGAAUAAGACAAUGAUCCUGACCAUGAAACCACUAAAACGAAGUUCAGAGUGGUACCACAAGGAGUGAUGUUUGUUUCAUGUAGUCAAGUGAAAAGUAACUUUUUUGCUUCGUUAUUGUCUGUUAUAAUAAAAUUAUAACACACUUGUAAUACCGCCAUAAAAGACUACCGAUGUAGAGUUGAUCUUAAACUCAAGAUCUCAAGAGUAGUUUGGAAUUAUACAUUUAAAAAUAAAGAUGUCUUUAUUUAAAAAAAAAAAAUUAAUGAUGAGGCUGUUAACAUGUUCGAAGAAAAUUUACUCAAAGACUAAAAGAACUGAAUUUUCUGCAAGUGAAGCUGUUCAAAUCAUUGCUGGUUUAAUGCUUUGUCGUUCUGUCUCUCAAACUCAUAAUGGCAUAGAUUUUAAGAGGUAGAAAUCUGCACUCCCAUUCAAACUCUGUCCUGUUGAUCUGCCUGUCUGUUUCCCACAAAGUGCUUCCCCUUUUUUUUUUUUGCCCUUUUAGAGAGAUUUCCUGCUAUUGAUAUUUGCACCUUUUCCACUUAGUCUGAAUGUGUCCCUGUGUAUAAGCUGUAAUUUUAAUGAGAUCAUGGUUUGUCUCGUUUAUCUUUGCAACUGAACUUUCUUGAGUAUGGCAAUAAAUUAGGCUGUGAGGUUUCUCAGUACAGAUAUAUUCUAUGGAACAGAAUUCAAUAUUUUUAUAAGUGCAGUAUUAUCUCUCGAAUGAAUUACACCAUAUGCUAUCUAACUGAUUUUCAAACAAUGUAAUUUUCUGUAACAUUGCUGAGUGUAUAGUCUUGUACAUAAUUCCUGCUUUUGUCAUCAAAUACCAAGGUACUGAAUUCCUUGCAAGCUUUCAAGUGAUUUUAAGAUGAAUAAAACAAUGCUAGUUUGA